This is a messenger RNA of Striga asiatica, 306 nucleotides long. The record is from the annotation of a GenBank genome assembly. NCBI's taxonomy places the organism in Eukaryota, Viridiplantae, Streptophyta, Magnoliopsida, Lamiales, Orobanchaceae.
AUGAUGAAGACCAAGGGCGUCGAUGUUGCCAUUUACCUGGCGGCGGUUGUGCUAGUCGUGGCGGCUCUGGCCCACGAGGCGGCAGCCAAGACCGUGACCUGCAACGGUCAAACCCAGCUCUUCUAUUGCAUGCACCCCAACCCCCAGCUUCCCAUGCCCCCGUCGAACAUGUGUUGCCAAGCGCUUAAACUGCACCAGAUUUGCAUAUGCGAAUACUUGCGUGACCGUUUUUUGAUGAGCCUUAUCCCUGACUUGCGCGAGGAUAUAAAAGCUUGUAGGAUCCCUAACAGAAUUUGCCCCCUUUGA